CAUUUUAAUUUGAGUUGGAAAUGAGAAUGGAGUGACCAUCGGUCUUAUGUAAAAUAUUUCGGAAUAUUGUGGUGUUGCAAUGAUUGUGCACUUGUGUUUACACACUAUUCUUGCUAAGAGACUUAGAUUUAGGUUAGCAGGUUGGAAGUGAAACAGAUUGAUAAAAUAUCAUACUUUUGUGUGUGAAAAGACUUGUAUCAAGAUGUCGGCUGAAGCUGCAGAGGACUACUUAUCAUCGUUAAGUGAUCUCACCAUCAAUAGCAAGCCCCUCAUAAAUAUGCUCACGAUGCUCGCCGAAGAAAAUAUCGACCAUGCGGCAGCAAUCGUCCAGGCAGUGGAGCAACAUCUUCAAAAGGUUCAACCUAGCAUCAAACUACCUGUGCUGUACCUCAUAGAUUCUAUAGUGAAGAAUGUCGGUGGCGCGUACAUAAAUUUGUUCACGCAAAACAUUGUGUCAACCUUCUGCGGUGUAUUUGAAAAGGUUGACGAGCGGGUUCGGGAGAACAUGUUCAAGCUCCGGAUGACGUGGAACGAAGUGUUCCCGGCCAAGAAGCUGUACGCCCUGGAUGUGCGAGUGUCGUCCAUGGACCCGGCGUGGCCGGUGAUGCCGCCUCCCGUCUCCGCCCCCAUCAUCCACAUCAACCGCAAGUUUCUCAACAUGACCACGACGACAACAGCCACUGCUUCCAACGUCGCCACCACCUCUCCAGCUAGGGGCAAAUCCACCACGACCGUGGUGACUGCUUCGAAGCUGUCCCCUGCUCCCAGCGCGUCCAGCGGCGAGCCAGACAUGAGGGCCAUGCUGCUCAAGAAGCAGAAGGAGUUCCUGGAACUCCAGCAGAAGAAGCUGGAGCUGGAGCUGUUGCAGACGAAAGCCAAGCUGGAAGAACAGCAGAAAGCCCUGGAGAAGCAGACCCACGGCCAGUUGCCUCCACCAGUUGGUGCGGGCUCAGGGUCUCAAGAGACGGGCAAACCGGCAAAAACGAAAGCUGCGGGCCCUAAAUUGUCAGGGGCGUCCACUGGCAAAAAGCAGGCACCUUUGGGUGGUGCCAAGUCCACAAAGAGUUCUGCGUCAGCUGCAAUGGUGCAAACAGCGCCUCUUUUGAAAGUGAAGACUGAUGAGAAGCAUGUCGUCACACCUGUAGCUCGGUCUCGCGACCCACGCUUAGCUGGUCGACAGAUGCCUCCCAUUGGCGAUGACAAGAUUUCAAAGCCAAAUUCUGUUGUUUCUAACAUUAAACGAAUAGAAUCUGCUACACCUAAACCUCUAAUAAAGGAAAACCCUCCUAGUGCUGGCUUGUUAAAUAAAGAAUCAAAGGUAAUCAGUAGGAAAGACCCUCGUUUGAGAACUAAUAAAGUUUUACAAAGCAUGGUGUCUACAACCAAUAGCAAAGGGGACUUGACUUCAAUGCAUAGUGAUAGCAGUACUCACACUGUUACAGUUCCAUAUUGCCCAUCUCCCACUCCUUUCUCUCAACUGGAGAAGUCCACUUCAUCACGAAAAAUUGUAAGUGGUAAGGUUGACAAGUCUUUUAAAACUGACUCUAGUAAAGCUGUUGAUCGGAAGGAGGAAAACCCCGGUAAGACAACUACCACAGAGUCUUCUAAGAGUUCUCCUCCUUCCAAGAAAAAGAUGUUGGAGAAAAGGAAAGAUGAUAAAUUGACAGUUAGUGUGAAUAAAGAAAUGAGCAAUGCUAAUCGUCAGGGUAGGAGUCCAGUAAGAAGAAAGAGUCCUAUGCUGAAAACUUCUCAAAGAUCAAAAAGUCCUGCUUCUAAGAAAAGUCCUCAAAGGAGUAGCCCUCUAAGAUCUAAAAGCCCUCGAAGGACAAAAAGUCCUUCUAGAUCCAAAAGUCCUACAAGGUCUAAAAGCCCAAUAAAGUCCAAAAGUCCCAUGAGGUCUAAAAGCCCAAUGAAGUCCAAUAGCCCCACUAGGUCCAAAAGUCCUAAUAGAUCCAAAAGCCCCACAAGGUCAAAAAGUCCUUCAUCAAAGAGUUCUGCAAGAUCAAAAAGUCCUCAGAAGUCUAAAAGUUCUUUCAUCAAUAAACCUAAAAGUCCUCAAAAAUCUGGUAGUCCUGUGGGAGUAAAGACAUCAACGAUUAAGAAUAAAAGUAUUUCUAAAUUAGAAAGUGCUAGAGUAAGUCCCUUGUUUAGAUCAGAAAGUCCAACAUCAAAGUUCAAAACUUCCUCACAGCAAUCAAAAAGCCCACCCCAAAUUCCUAGAACUACGGUAGAAACAAACAUGAAUGUGUUUUCUAGUAGCAAAAGUGUCCAUAGGUCUAGUCCUGUUCCUAGAACAGCAAGUCCCGUUGAAACCAGAAAAACUCAAAGACCAGACAGUCCUGUCCCCAACCUGAAACCUUCUGUUUUGAAGGUAAGCACAGUCUCUCCCAGCAAAAGCCCCCAAAGAAAGAAAAGCCCAGAGCCCAGUAGUCCACAGAGGCCUCCCGUUGAAACUAACGAGCUAGCAAAAAGCGCCGCAGAGGACCGGAGGCCGCCACAGCUACACAGCGGCCACAAAAACAGUCUGUUCGACAGCUCCGACAGCGAUUCGUCCACAUCGUCACUUUCAAAGUUUGAAGGUGAUGGCCGCAAGGGUUCCCGUGCUGCGCUUUUCAAGGAAAAGAAGUCUGCAAGAAAGAGUCGGCACUAUCGAGAGAGAGCCAGCUCGAGGAGUCCAGAAUUGUGCCUCUCCUCAUCAACUGGGGACGUCGACCUUCGUCAAGGCGGGCCUCCGCAGAAACUGGCACGUUUAGCGACGUUCCAAGCUGAUGUCAAGAUGGUGCCCUCGCCUGUAAUUAAAGAAGAGGAAAAAAGUCCUCUGAUUGAAGCGACAACAAAAGACGUGGACUUGCGCCAGUUGCCGGGAACUCCCAGCAAGAAGAGGCCUUCCUUGGACGGAGCAGACCAGCCGCAAGUGAAGAAGUCCAAAGCGGAAAUAUUGGAUGUGUUGUUCGGGUUCGGUGGGGAAGACGUGGACUUGCGACAGCUGCCGUCGACCGUCCACGUGGGCGCGUCGCCUCCUUCGGCGGAGCGGCCGGACCUCGACGACCGCGCGAAGGAGAACGAGCCCGGCGACAACACGGAGGGCUGGGCCAAGUACAAGGAGCUGAAGCCGGACGCCUUCAAGUCGCCGCGCCCGUUCGGGAUGUUCAACCGCGACGUGAGGGACAGGCAGAAGCUGCAGAACUCCUCGCUCCCGUUGGAGUCGCCUGCUGCGAACCUGGGGCAGUCGGCGCUGCUCGACAGAUUGGGACGUCCCCUGCUCUACAACGAUCCCAAGCGAAGGCCAUCGGUGAACUCGCCUCUGUCGCCCCUGCCGGAGAUGGACACAGACAUGCGGCACCCGGGCAUCUUGAGCAGGGACGCUUUUGACAGCAUCGACCGGGGGUUCAACUUCGACCUCAUCGUGGCCCAGGCCGACGAACAGCUGAACAACGGCACACUUUCCUCCACCGAGUACAACAAACUUCUGCAGCAGAUGAUUCAAUUGAACGAGACUCAUAAAUUGCGAGAGGCCCAACGCAGAGAUGAACAAGAGAAACAGACGUGGGAGAAAAGGCGGCAGAAGAAAAAGAGAUAUGAAAACGGCAGCAAGCUAGCAGACGACACCAGUCCCGUGUCCAGUCCUGAAAGCUUCUCGGACGACCCUGAAGAUCAUGAGGCUAGCACUGGGUUCGUGCCGCCUGCCAACUCGAGGUUCGGCGACAUAGACGAGAGGUUCCAGUCGCUGGUGAAGCUUCGGUUGCCUCCGGCCAGUACUCCCUUGGUGGAGAGGCCGGCAUCCUCGCAGCAGUGGCCCGAGGCGGCCCCUGCCCCGGCCCCGGCAGCCCCCUCCGGCGUCCCGUCUCCCCCCUCUGGGGCCCCGCCUCCCCCUCCUCCCCCCCUGCGCUGGGAGUCCCCGGUCCCGUGGCGCCUGCCUCCGCGUCUGGCCCCCCCGCUGCACGUGCUGCCUCCCGGGGGCUUCCAUCGGCCCCUCGCCCCUGGGAGCUUCGGCCCGUCCCGGUGGAGGUCCCCGUACGCCGGCCGUUCCUUCGACACAGACCCCGAGAGCAGGUUCGAUCGCUACGGGGGGCGGGGCACCGGUCGCUUCCCGCGGCUGCCCCUGCACACCCAGAUGAUGCAGCACCCGCCCCCGAGCCUGCCGCUGCACUCUCACCACCACGCUCACCUGCUGAGCAGGGAGCAGGAGCUGCCGCCCGCCGACCCCAUGAUCCUGGACCUCAUCGCGCAGGACUCGAUGCGCACCAUCGCCAUCGACGCCGUGCCCCGAGACAUCCGCUUCUACGGCGACACGGCGGUCGUCAUCCUGACCUGGGACAACCCGCGCGAGAUCAGCUUCCAGGCCGGCUCCCGCAGGGUCACCUUCGACGACCGGGAGUCCUUCGUGUGCACGUUCAACUCCAGCUACCGGGAGGUCAUCCUGGACGGCAACAAGCACAGAAUACGCCUGGGAGCUCCCACUCGCGAACUGUACAUUGACGGCAAGUGGUACGAGUGCUUCUUCGGGGGGCCGCCAGUCAAAGUUGAGUUGAAUGGGAAGCUGCACUCUGUGAAGCUGGAGGGGCCGGUGCCCCAGGUGAGGAUCGGCGGGAACCGUCUCGACUUGGUCGCUGGCAAGGUCAACUUGAUUAUUGACGCCCGCUCGAUGGUGCCGAUAUUCCUCGAUGCGAAGCCACAGCGGUUCGACAUAGAGGGAAUACCUCACAUCCUUCGCUUCGCAGAUGCCUUGCGCACGGUGCUGAUAAACGGCCAGCCGUUGGACGUUGAGUUUGGAGGCUUGCCAAAGCCCAUCGUCGUGGACGGCAAGAAACACUUCCUGAGGCUGUCGAUGCUGCCGAAGGGCGUGGUGCCAGGCUACGCCAAGAUCGUGAGCAUGGAAGGCAUCUGCCUGCCCUCCCCGCCUCACCCUCCAGAUGACGACAGCAACAGCAUGGGCUUCGCCGAAGAAUCGUCGAACGACGCCGCGAAGUUCAGUCAAGGCCACGAGCCAGCACUCCCCAUCUUGAGAAACUUGGGAGAUUCGCAUGGCAGGCACGGGUUGCGUCGCCGUCUUGACAAGGAGCACGAGGGUCGCAACUCUCCGUUGUUGAGAGACAGGGAUGGUGCAGCCGGCUCCAUGCUUCACCCACACGCUCACCCACCAAUCAGGAGCAGGCCCGCUGGCCAGCUGCCCCUGGAGCUGCUGACGAGCCUGAUGCCGGGCACGCUGUCUGCCCCGGUGUCUGCCUGCAGCUACCAGGUGGAGCCCGAGUCCCAGGACGGCCACUCGCAGAAGGAGGUGGCGGACGCCCCUGCCGGUGCUGCGGUGGCAUCCACCGCCACGAGCAAAGCUGCGGGCAUCCCGUUCUUGCCCACCGACAUCAACGUGGAGGAGUUGUUCAAGAAGCUGGUGGCAACCGGGAUAGUUUCCACUGGCGUGGCCUCCCAGCCAGACAGCUCGGCUGCCGAAGCCAAGAAGGAGGAAGCAAGUGCCAUCAAAGAAAUCAACUUGAAACAGCCUGAGAGUUUGAAAGUGCGGCAGCCCGCGCUGACGACGCUCCUGUACUCGGGCAUCCAGUGCAGCUCCUGCGGGGUGCGCUUCUCGCCGGAGCAGACCAUGAAGUACAGCCAGCACCUGGACUGGCACUUCCGCCAGAACCGCCGGGACAGGGACAACACGCGCAAGGCCCAGAGCCGCAAGUGGUACUACGACGUGUCCGACUGGAUCCAGUUCGAGGAGAUCGAGGACCUGGAGGAGAGAGCCCAGAGCUGGUUUGAGUCGGAGCAGGCGGAAGGACGGCUUGAAGACAAAGAGGACCAGGAGGUUCCUAGCGUGCCGGCCGGAGAGAGCUUGGAAGACACCUUCUGCGACGUGUGCCACGACAAGUUCGAGCAGUUCUACAACGAGGAGCGGGAGGAGUGGCACCUGCGGGCAGCCGUCCGCGUGGACGGCAAAACCUACCACCCCAUCUGCUACGAGGAUUUCAAGGCAUCCCUGAAUAAAACGGUUGAAGAGUCCUCUGCGACGGAGGACGCGAAGGAGGAAGUGAGUGAGGCGGUGGCGGAAGAGGCUGCAGUCAAGGAAGAGGAGCCGAAGGUGCCAGUGCUAGAAGAACCACAGCCAGAGGCGGCCGAGGAAGAGCCAGCUCAAGACGCUGCGGAGAAGAAGGACGAGCCUGCGGAACAAUCUGCCGAGCUGGAGGAAGUGAGCGAGAAGGAAGAAUGCAUCAAGAUGGAAAUUGGGGAACAAGAAAAAAUUGAAGAAAUUGUGACUGAGGAAAUAGCUGCCAUAAAGUUGGAACCCUUGGACAGUGAAGAAGUUGCAGAAGAUGUGAAGCCAGACAUUUGUGUGAAAGAAGAGGUAGAUUCAAAUGAAGUUCCUUCAGAGGAGAAAAUGGAAGAAGACUACAUUAAGCCUGUGGCACCAGUUGCAGACACCACCCAUGUGUCGGUGGCUUGCUCAAUUGACGGUAACGUACAGUUUGAGGAUCAGGCGCAGCUGGCUACCACAGUCCCAGGUAAGAUUAAAAUCAACAUCACGAAACCAAUCAGCACCAAAGAAACACCUGCCGAGGCUGAAGUUGAACAAUCAAAGGACAAUAAGAAAGAAGCUACAAGCACUGUUGAAAAUAGUGAUGAGAUUGAAGCGGCCAUUUGCAAAGACCUGACAGAGAUGACAGAACCCCCACCACCUGGUGUCGGUCCAGAGCCGGUACACAUGAAGCCUUUGUUAGUUGGCCGCAAGCUGACUGAAUUCCCUAAAGUGCAGAAAGGUAAAGAACUAUCUGCAUUGUGCAGCAUUAUGUGAACUGUGAUUUGGGCAAAUGUUUAGCAGUGUGUUAUAAGUUUAAUAUGUUGACCAUGUAUAUAGCAUUUUAUUUGUACAAAUUUGUAAAUAGGUUUUUUGAAGAAAGCUAUUUUUGUUAUAAAAUUUGUGUCAGUUUCUUUCAGCUACCCAUGAAGAAAUCCUUUACACUCCAUUAAAGUAUUCCCUAGAAAAUGACCAUUGCUUAAAAAAAACAUUGUCUUAUUGUAUUAAAUUUGAUGAAUAAAAUCUAGAA
This is a messenger RNA of Bacillus rossius redtenbacheri, 7040 nucleotides long. RefSeq names its product serine/arginine repetitive matrix protein 2-like. The transcript has 23 exons. The coding region runs from base 203 to 6787 and encodes 2194 amino acids. Gene Ontology annotation, biological process: termination of RNA polymerase II transcription. The record is from RefSeq and is a predicted model, not a curated record. Gene Ontology annotation, molecular function: mRNA binding; ubiquitin binding; phosphatidylinositol binding. Gene Ontology annotation, cellular component: cytoplasm; mRNA cleavage factor complex. NCBI's taxonomy places the organism in Eukaryota, Metazoa, Arthropoda, Insecta, Phasmatodea, Bacillidae.